Papilio machaon (common yellow swallowtail) is the source of this 2821-nucleotide messenger RNA. RefSeq names its product fatty acyl-CoA reductase wat. The coding region runs from base 644 to 2359 and encodes 571 amino acids. The record is from RefSeq and is a predicted model, not a curated record. The transcript has 14 exons. Gene Ontology annotation, biological process: long-chain fatty-acyl-CoA metabolic process. Gene Ontology annotation, molecular function: alcohol-forming very long-chain fatty acyl-CoA reductase (NADP+) activity. NCBI's taxonomy places the organism in Eukaryota, Metazoa, Arthropoda, Insecta, Lepidoptera, Papilionidae. Gene Ontology annotation, cellular component: peroxisome.
CUAAUUUGAAGUGUUUUUUUAAGUUAUCGGUUUGUACAAAUUAAAAAGGAAUAAAAAACAGCAUCGCAACAUGCUUGACUAUGGAGUCCAUUGAUUGUUUCGCCACCGACUUGGCUGCCCUACCCGCUGGUCGAUGCUAGCUGCUUCCCGCCACCGGCCGCUUAGCAUUUCUCUCAAGGUGGGGGUCCGCUCGCGCUCGGCGCCGAAGAUGAUGUCGACUGUCGACUACCACUUCAAUUGUGAACCACGAGCCGGCGCAGGUGCAUGCACACUUUCACGAGCCGCCGCGACCGAAUCUAAAAAAAUCACUUCGAAAAGGACCCAUCCGAUAACCUAAAAAGCACCGAGAAAUUCGACCAUUCUUUGCAUAAUAUACCGCCGAGUGCCCACCGGCGAUUUUUAUGUAAUACUCUGUAAUAAAGUGUUGUGCAACGAUCAUUUUGGCCUCAUAUUUUGGCGGCUCGCGAUAGUCCGUCGCCGUCGCCCGCCAUGGCCGAAACGAUUGGCGCGCUUUCCUUUUGACAGUUCAGUGUCGUUCCUUUACACGGACAUUGUUUUUCUUUUAUAGAACAAACGCCAGUGCCAGUGUUAUUUAUGAAUUAGUGCAACAAUAACGUCAUGUUAGAAAGGAUCUGUAGAAAUAAUGGCCAACAUUAAAUCAAUGCAGACGUGCGCAGACGUGAGAGAGAUGAACAAAAUAAACAAAACCCUAACCAAAGCCAACCGGACGUAUACGGAGACAGGAGAGCCUGUAGAGGUGGGCGGUGUUGACACAAACAUUGAUAUUGUUGACAAGUACUGCGCCGACUGCACGGGACAGGAGAGGGUCGGCGAGGACUCCCCCGCCCCCGCCCCCGCCCCCGCCCCAGCUCUGUCAGACAUACAGCAGUUCUACCACGGCAAGAAUGUGCUCAUCACAGGAGCUACUGGCUUCCUGGGCAAGAUCCUGGUGGAGAAGCUACUGCGCUGUUGCCCAGGUAUCGAGAACCUCUACCUGCUGGUGCGUCGCAAGCGCGGCCAGGACAUCUACUCCCGCCUCGAGGACAUAUUCGAAGAUCCCGUGUUCGACCGGCUGAAGUUGGUGCUGCCCAAGUUCAGGCACAAGGUGGUUGGCGUACCGGCUGACUGCGCGGCGCCAGGCCUCGGCCUCUCUCUCGAAGACCGUCAGCUGCUCACCGACAAGGUGAACGUGAUGUUCCACUGCGCGGCGACGGUGAAGUUCGACGAGCAGCUGCGGGCGGCGCUGGCCACCAACGUGCGCGCGCCGCUGCACCUGCUGCGUCUCGCCCGAGACAUGCGCGCGCUCGAUGUGCUGAUGCACGUGUCGACGGCGUACUCCAACUCGCAUCUGGCGCACGUGGAGGAGCGCUUCUACCCGUGCGCCGCAGACACCGACCGCCUGCAGCUCGACCUCGACAACAUGACGGACGCGCAGAUCGACGAAAUGCUGCCCACCAUCCUGGGCGAGUGGCCCAACACGUACACAUUCACCAAGGCGCUGGCGGAGAAGGAGCUGCGUCUGCACGCCGGCGCCGUCCCGCUCGGCGUCUUCCGCCCCGCCAUAGUGACGUCGACUGCCAAAGAACCUCUGAAGUGCUGGCUCGACAACAUGUACGGCCCCACCGGCGUCGCAGUCGGCAGCGCGACGGGCAUGUUGCGCACGCUGCAGUGCGACGCGCGCGUCACCGCUGACCUCGUGCCAGUGGACUGCGUCGUCAGCUGUCUGCUGGCCGCCGCGCGCCGCGUGCACCUCGACUACGCCGCCGGUUCGCCGCCGCCGGAGCCGCCCAUCUUCAACUACGUGAGCUCCGUGGAGAACCGCAUCACGUGGGGCGACUUCAAGCGGCACAACUUCGCUCGCAUCGAUUCCCAGCCCUUCUCCAACGCCGUCUGGUACAUAUCGCUGCGGCUGACGCGGAGCGCGCGCCUGCACCGCCUGUACACUUGGCUGCUGCACCUGGCGCCCGCCGCGCUCGCCGACGCCCUCGCCCUCUGCCUCGGCCGCAAGCCCAGGAUGCUGAAGGUGUACAGCAAGAUCCACAAGUUCUCCGAGGUGAUCAGCUACUUCUGCACGCGGGAGAUCACCUUCUGCAACCGCCGCACGCGACACCUGUGGGAUACCACCUCGCAACUCGACAGACAGCUGUUCCCGUUCAGCAUGGCGGAGGUGGACUGGGAUGAGUACUUCGACGACUAUCUGCUGGGUAUACGCCGCUACCUCUUCAAGCAGACCGACGACUCGCUGCCGCGCGCCAGGAUCAAGUGGAAAAGGUUAUACUAUCUACAUCAGAUAGUCCGAUUCAUUUUCUUCGUGUUCGCUCUGUACGCGGUGUGGUGCAUAUUGGCUCUCAUAUGGUGAUAAAGACGACGCAGACAUUCGGGUGGAUGAAUGUUUGCCGCCGGCGGCCGCCAGAUGGCGGGGAUUUGUAAAUAAAUGCGACGACCACAGAUAAUUAAGUUUACUUUUAAUCGAACCGGACGCUGUCACUUCAUUCGGCGGCCUACAAUCUUCAACCUUUAAUGGAGUAUUUCCUUCGCGACCGACUUCCCACAUUAAUAUAUAGUUUGAUUCGUUUGUUCGCCGCACGAGAACAAAAAUGGACGCUGUAUAAUCAAUUCGCGAUUGCACAACUCUCAUCUCGAAUCAAACUUUUCGAUUUGCGAUUGUUAUUCUCAUAGAGAAAUGGGUACUUUAAAAUUUGUUGACAAUAAAAAAAAAUAUCAAGUAUGAGGAAUAAAUAUUAACUGUAAACUAAAUCUCAUACAUUUUGGUGAAUAAAAAAAUGAAAACUCGAUCAGCGUGAGAUGGAAAGUGAAUCAA